This is a messenger RNA of Botrytis byssoidea, 810 nucleotides long. RefSeq lists its product as uncharacterized. NCBI's taxonomy places the organism in Eukaryota, Fungi, Ascomycota, Leotiomycetes, Helotiales, Sclerotiniaceae. The coding region runs from base 1 to 810 and encodes 269 amino acids. Gene Ontology annotation, molecular function: protein binding. The transcript has 2 exons. The record is from RefSeq and is a predicted model, not a curated record.
AUGGACUCCCCACGCCCAAUCAAGUUGGAGCCAGAGGAGAUAGAACCGGCAUUCAAGAAAGUCAAGACUAACGAGUACUGGAUAGACACAAUCGGCACCAGACUUGUGCACCUUGAGGUCGGCACGGGCUUUGAUAAAGUAGUAUUCAGUGUCCAUAGGGCAAUACUUUGCAAGAAAAUCGCAUUUUUCGAUAAGAUGUUUAAUGGAAAGUUUUUGGAAGGCAUAACUCAUUGUGCUAAGAUGCCCGAGGACAAUAUCGAAGCCUUCAAACUAGUGCUUGGCUGGGUAUACGGCGGAGCCAUCGAGCCAGGAAUUGGUCUCACCUUUGCAAACGGUAACUCCGCCAGCACACCACUCUUGGAGCUGGUGAUACUUGCGGAAAAAUACGACAUCAAUCCACUUGUUGAUGCCACAAUGGACUACCUGAUCAAUCUUCUCCAAGAGAAGAAGAUAAUCAUUGGCGAGUCCCUGUGGGUGUAUACGUACGAGCAUACACGCCGAACAUCGAAGCUUCGAUUGUUCUUCACAAGAUUAGCCAUCUACGCGAUGCGCUUUAAAGAUGGAGAAUUCACUAGCAAUCCAAAAUUCUGGACCGUGAAGGCAAUACACUCCAUAUUGUCGCAGAAUCCAGAGAUCCUCAUGGAUUAUCUCGCUUUGUCUCAAGGGGUAAAGCUUCAAGAAGAUCCAUUGAUAGCACCACCUUGCGACUACCAUCGCCACGCGACUGACGAGGUAUGCCCAUACAAGCUGAAGAGAACCGCCAAAAUCACCAAUGAGAGUGGGAAUAGGCCCAGCGACCUGGAUGAUUGA